This is a messenger RNA of Microbotryum saponariae, 2132 nucleotides long. NCBI's taxonomy places the organism in Eukaryota, Fungi, Basidiomycota, Microbotryomycetes, Microbotryales, Microbotryaceae. The record is from the annotation of a GenBank genome assembly.
AUGGAUGCUAGGCCCCGUCUACCACCCGAACUCAUAGAAGCCAUCUUACCCCACCUCGUUCCCCUUCCAUCUACGCCGCUCUGGAUGCUCCAGCUUGAAGAUCUCACGACCCUCCGCGCUUGCUGCCUCGUCUCAUCGCAAUGGCGUGCCUACGCUCAGCCACAACUCUGGUCACGUGUGAUCCUUUCUACAACGGAAAAGCUCAUUCAGUUCGUUCAAGUCUUGCGGGCCUCCGACCUGGAAUACCUCCAGCGGGCCGUCAAAGAGUUAUGGGUCAUCGCCGAGCACGAGCGUGGCGUUAGCAAGCUCUUCGGCGACUACAUCGCGUUGCGCAUGUUCCCUGGUCUAAGGGCCCUUCGGGUAGAGGGAUUGCACAUUCCCCACGACUUCCUGAGUUUUGGCGGAGGUGAGACGAUAAAGUUUUGUCACUGGAGUUGCCUGUGCGGUCUGACCGGAGUCAAAUAUCACCUUGCAGUUCCCCCCUUGGUUUCCUUGUCAGUCUCGAGGCUCGCAGUCUACCGUCCGGAGGACAUGCGCCUCCUGUGUGGUACUCGGGAUCCCGUCAGAACCAGCGGAUGUAGCCGGCCCGGUUCAGGAGUCAUUUCGGUUGUAGCGGGGCCGAGUUCCGGAGUCGUUUCAAAUUGUCAAGGUCAACACCGGUUCGGGCAGGAUCAAACACCGGUUUCGGCAGAUUUCUCAGCGAUAAAGCGGUCCCGAGUAAACUCAGCACUUCGAUUACUCAAGGAUUGACCGUCAGCAAUGAAUCAUGUGGCAGGAUUUGAGUGGAAGACCGGGCCGGAUGCGCGGAUGAAGGAGUGAAGGGGAAUGAAAGGAGCGCAGCGGCCUGAGCGACCGGAACGUUUGAGGAGAGUUUGCUUCUUGUUCUUAGGUAGACCAUGUCAAUAUAUUGCUGUUUCAUCCCACUGGUAUUCCCGAUUAUGAUUAGUUACUAGUUGUUGAUAUUAGUCGCCCCGCGCGUCUCGAGCCUGCCUCGCGCGCGCUCCCUUAGCGCUUAUCUUCUUUCUCCAACUAUCUUUACUAUCUUCAUCGGCUCUCGUACUUACGCACUUCGUGCCUCGGCCUCAGUUCCUGAAAGACCACUUCUAGGAUCCAAUACAGCAUCUUAGCUGGUUCUCACUUUCUGCGUGAUUCAAGUCUCGUCUCUCGUCUCCAGUCUCCGGUCUCAGCGUUUCAUUCUCAUACUCGGUCUCGUUUCUCGGUUUGGGCUCCUUUCUCGUCUCUCGUCUCUCGGCCGUUCCGGUCGCUCUCUCGUAUCUCGUCUCCCUCGUCUUCGGUCUCGGUUCCAUCGUUUCUCCUUAUCUUUACAUUUUAUCUUUGAUCGACCGCUUUGCUAUACCAUACCUGAAUCCAACCCUCGACAAUGGCCUGGCGGACGCAUGCAGCCCGGUUCCUUUGCGCCACCUUGAGCUGCGUAACAUGUUCGGGUGCUCGGCCAGAGGUAGCCUGGACAAGAUCAUACGUGGAAGAACCCACCUCGAGUCCUUGUCGAUUGUAGAAGCGCUCGAUAUGCAACGUCUGGAGUACCUGUGGUGCAUGCAAACCCUCACAAGCACGCCACAGCGCUCCGGCUCAUCUUCACACACGGAGGUUUCGUCGCGACAAUCGGGACUUAAGAAGCUGAGCUUGACCUUCAGCCCAGGCUGGGGAGCCUCGGGAAGACCGUACGAUGUCAAUUUGAGCCAGCAGAUGAGUGAGUUCGUGCUGAUGGCGCCUCGACGAUAUGGUCUGACCUUUUUUUGCUACGAUGUCGACUCAAUAGACGCAUCCUUCUGCCCCAGUGCCCGCCAAAUCUCACCGAUCUCACUCUCUCCCUCUUCACCGCAGUCCCCUGGGUACAGCUCCUAAUCCAUGUCCUCCCGCCAAGCAUCACUUUCCUGACCCUCUUACUCGACCGAGAAGCCGAAAACCCGAACCGUACCGAACAAGGCUACCGGGAUACGGGACUCCAAGUCUCCCGUAUGGUCUUGCACGAGCUCAAGGAGGACAAGAUGCCAAAUCUGAGGAGGAUGCUCUGGAGGGACCGAUCGGGGGCAUGUUUGGGUUUUUUGGUCGGGGCGAGGUUGAGGGAAGAACUUGCUCAACGAGGGAUCGAACUGAUGCGAGAUGCAUAG